UGUUAUAUAUAAUGAAGUGAAAUGAAGAAAAUGUUAUUCCUGUUUUGUUUGGACGUUCAUAAACAACAUUGUUUCGUGGCUUGUUUUUCCUGUUAUGCGAAGGGAUUAAUAGCUUAAAUACAGUUACUUCAUUAACAUAAUUCUGAAGGAGUUGCUAAGUUUAGACGGGAAUGCAUCGAACCAAACAAACCUUCGUAGAAUUCGUGAAAGGCUAUAUUCGUUUGAAAGUGUUGGUCACCAGUUUAGUGACAUAAAACGUUUUGGUGCAUGUGAGUAUUGCCACCAAUUGGAUAAAACUUAGAAUUAUUUUACCAACAUAUUUCAACGCUUUGUGUGCUUCUGUGUAUGUGAGCCUUUUCUGAAUGUGGGGAACUGUAACCUGUGGGAUUGACGACUGUCAGGCUGGGUGAUCGGCGGUGUGAAAUCAAAUAGAAUUAUCGAAGGCUUGGCAAGUUGAAGGGGAAAGGCUACGGGACCCCGUGCCACUGUAUCGCCUGGUGGCCGGAAAGCAGUUACGGAGCUCAAACUGAGGACUCAGUGCACCACGUAUCCAGUUCUCUGUGUUUACGUCCUAAAGACAAUGGUUGCACCUCACGAUACCGGAGAUUUGGUCAGGUCACUUGUCCGUGUGCCAGGAAGUGGAUCCAACAGGGCAGCUGGAUCAGAAUGCCUCGACUUGGGACGGGCUUCAUCCCUUGCGGCUUCAGUUCCAGUUCCAACAACGCUGCCUGCUGCACUGACAACUCUGAAAGUUAUCAGGCAGCCCCCUGCAUCUGUGAGCAAGAAGCUUGGUGGCCAGGUUGGUGCUAAAGCUGGUAUUCUACCUACCAAACCAGAGGAUCGCAAACGCCAGCUCUCUGAAGUGUCGCCUGGAAGUGAGGCAGCUGCACCUAAGAGGCCGAGAUUGCUCACUGUAAGCCAGGCAAGUCCGCUGGUGGUGCCUGGACAACCAGUCAUUGGACCUGUUAUGGUUGUCUCUCUGCAACCACAGACACCAUCAAGCACACCCACAAUCAACUUCAGUGGAUCAACAUCUCUGUCCCAGCUCAUACAGGAGCGUGACAUCUUGAGGAAAGAGAAUCAAGAACUCCAGAAGAGACUCUCUCUCUUCCAUCAACUUUUCAAGGACAAGAAGAGGCUGACUUCUGUUGUCAAACAACUUAGUGUUAAUGUACCUUAAAUUUGAAUAAGUCGUUGUCACGUUAAUGUACCAUAAUUCUGAAAAAGUCGUAUGAUUACGUUAAUUAUUUUUUACAUGUUAUAUUCUCAUGUUAGAUCAUGUUUUAGUUUCUAUUGGCGCCCUUUGGUGUAGUAGUAGAGACUUUGUGUACGGUAAUUAAAAAGAGUCUCGGCAAGUUGAGUUAGACUACUGUAGCGGACUUUCAAAUUAUUGUAUUCAUGUGCUUUACUAAUGCCUUUGUAAUACUUACUGCAGUAUUAAAUAUACCUUAAUUAAAAUGGGAUUUCUUAUCUUUUUUCAUUGCUCGGUCAGCUACAGACCAAACACUGAACAUUAAAGCUUACUUUAUAUAUGAUUUGUAGGAGUGUGAUACAUAAGAUAUAUAGAAAUACUCAUAAGUAAAUGAGUAAGGCAUGGAAAAUACAGAUCCAUGUUAUACAUAAUGGUAUUAAUAUAUUGUUAAUCAUAAGGAUACAUACACAACAGAAAGUACUGCCGUUCUGCUGAUAAUUGCAUGACAUAAGACCGAAAUGGUCGAAUAAUGCCAUUGUAAGCUAAAAAUCUUACAUUUCCGUAAUAUUCAGUCCUUUAUCUUCAUUUUGCAACCAAUUGGAAGCUUCUAGCACAAUAAUUCGAUUUACGACAAAUUUUUAAAUAAAUCUUUUUAACUUCCCUUCGCGACCACCAACUAGUCCUGGAAAUCAGAAUUUCUAUAGUUACCUUGUCGUAAUUUUUGCAUCUAUUUGUCUUGGGUCUACAUACAGGUUUAUAUAUGGAAAUAUGUGCAAUUUCAUGUACAAUACAACAAAAAAUAACUCACGUGUGUAGCCUUUGUUAAUUUUAAAAUAUUUACUUACAAAUCACGAUAAUUGCUAGAAUAUUUACCUUUGGUCAACUUUAACUCAACCGAAAUGGUCGAAUGAUGCCAUUGUAAAGCUAAAAAUCUUACAUUUUCGUAAUAUUCAGUCCUUUAUCUUCAUUUUGCAACCAAUUGGAAGCUUUUAGCACAAUAAUUCGAUUUACGGCGAAUUUUUAAAUAAAUCAUUUGAUCUUCCCUUCGCCAACUAGUCCUGAAGAUCAGAAAUUCUUUAGUUACCUUGCCGUACUAUUAGGGCUUAAAAAGUGUUCCAUACGAAAAUGUGUGCAAAUUCAUUCAGCUUCUGUCUUGAAGUUGGGGUUUCCGAUGAAAAAUAGAAGUGGUUGGUUAGUUCUUAAUCUUCCUUUCUCAAUAAAAGAUGAAAGGUUAGUUAAAAAUAAAUAUUUUAAACUUUUCUUAUCUUCACAAAACCCCUUCCUCCCUCAUCAUUUGAAGUUUUAUU
Molecule: messenger RNA, 2499 nt
Organism: Macrobrachium nipponense
Lineage: Eukaryota; Metazoa; Arthropoda; Malacostraca; Decapoda; Palaemonidae
Exons: 1
Coding region: 581-1180 (199 amino acids)
Source: RefSeq, a predicted model, not a curated record